Molecule: messenger RNA, 2790 nt
Organism: Brassica napus (rape)
Lineage: Eukaryota; Viridiplantae; Streptophyta; Magnoliopsida; Brassicales; Brassicaceae
Product: DUF724 domain-containing protein 6
Exons: 12
Coding region: 256-2637 (793 amino acids)
Source: RefSeq, a predicted model, not a curated record
ACAUUCAUCGUGGGCCUCGCCUCGGCCCAAUAUAUAUUUUAGUUCGUUAUUCUUGAUCACGCCAAUGAAAAGCGAAGAUAAAAAAAAUAAACACUAAAAAAAAUGUUGAUAUCUCUCAGAGAGUCAAAUCAUAUGAUGACGUCUCGGCUCCUACUGUAGCUGACAGACUUGGGAAGUAGUGUUUUGUAAUAAAGGCGGGCUUUUUUCUCCUUUCAUCUUCUAGGGUUUUCUCUCCAGUGAUCAUUGAGCAGCAACAUGAUGCUAAAGGACUGUGAAGUCGAAGUGUGUUCAGAGGAAGAAGGCUUCGUAGGCGCGUGGUUUCGAGCCGUGUUAGAAGAGAACCCCACCAAGUCCGGUCGGAAGAAGCUCCGCGUCCGCUACAUUACUCUGCUAAGCGACGACGGUCUCACUCCUCUCACCGAGUUCAUCGAGCAGAGAUUCAUCAGGUCGAUCCCUCCGAAGGAGAUGCAGAACGAAGUCGUUUUGGAGGAAGGAACUUUGGUCGAUGCGGAUCACAGAGAUGGGUGGUGGACAGGUGUCAUCUCGAAGAAGAUAGAAGAGGGUGAGAAGUUUUUGGUUUACUUCGAUUCGCCGCCUGAUAUAAUCGAGUUCGAGAGGAAUCAGUUAAGGGCUCAUCUUGAAUGGACCGGGUGGAAAUGGGUCGUACCCGACAAGGAGAAAGUGGAUAACUCCGAGUUUUGCUCGGGAGCAACGGUGGAAGUGUGUUCUGCCAAAGACAAAGCGUGGUACCCGGCGUUGAUGGUUACAGAGAUUGAAGGAGAAGAUGGCGAGAGUAAGUUCCUUGUCAAGGACUUUAAUCAGCGGUUGAGCUGCAUUGGUGGUGAGGCAACACCAAGCUUGGUUGUUGACGGUCACAGUGUGAGACCCGCACCGCCUCCUUCCUCCGUUGGGGAGUUUGAGUUGAUGGCACGUGUAGAGCUCUUGCGUGGCUCUGGAUGGUGCCAAGGGUUGGUGCAGAAGAUUCUCUCAGAGGAACGUUACUGGGUUAGUUUAGACGUUACCAAGGAGGAAUAUGUGUUUAAACACUCGGAGCUUCGGCCAUUGAUGGUGUGGGAGAAUGGGAAUUGGCGUGACGAAUCUAAGCAAAAGGCGGUGAAGGAGACUCCUUCCAACACCUUAAACAAGAAUCCAAUGCACUCUUGUUCUGGUCCUAAGCCAUUCACUAGAGUUAAAACUGUGGAUGCCACUGCAGAGCUGAGAACGAAGAAGAAGAAUGAUGCUGUUAUUAGUGAUAAAACUCCUCCGGUCACAACCGUAACACCGCUGAUACAAACAGAAACUGAAGGAGAAGAAUCAUCUGAGAAGAGACUUGAGCAAAUGCCUAAGGAGAAGAACAGUGAAGCUACUAGUAGGAAAAGGCAAAGAGGACAAGACAAACACAAGGAUAUGAAUGAAACUGGAAAUUUAUCAACUACUAGUUCGGAAGAUAGGGUCAGGCAAAGCAGACAAAAGCAAAAAACUGUAAAAGAAACUCCAAAGAGGCCAAUGCCUUCUUCUUCUUCUGGUGCUAAGAAGGCCACACAGCAUAUGAAGAAACCCUUGAACCCACAUGACAAUGAAGAAAACAACACUCUAGAAGCCACUGGAGGAUUAGGAAAGGAUACUGUGAUGAUGAAUGAUAAAACCCCUGAAGUAAUGUCAAUAGCAAAAGAAUAUGUAGACCCGUCUUUGGUCAUAGCUGCAACUCCACUGAAACAAACAGAGGCCAGAGCUGUAGAAAAUACAUCCCCAGUGAUGAAUCUGAAUGAUUCAACUCCACAUAUGACGCACGAGGAGGAGAAUAGCGAAGCUAAGAGUAGGAAAAGGAGAAGGGAACAAGAUCAACACUCGAACCUGAAUGAAGAAGCUGAUGGGACUAGCAACGUUUCAAUUGGUGAGGUGAAUGAUACAGCAAGUAAAAAUAUGUGCCGUGAUGGUGAAGUUGUUGAUCAGCUUAUCUCUUCUUGGAUAGGAAAUUCAUCUACUGAGUUGUCCCCUGAUCAGAGCUUGAAGGAAACACCAGCCAAAGACAAAACUCUAAUGGAUUUGCCUUUCACAAAGAAGUCACCGUACUGGAAGACCUACGAGACAACACAAGCUUUCAAAUCCGUUCCUCAACGACCUCACUUCAGCACGCUGCUCGAAGCUAAAAAAGAUUUCUUCCUCGAGUCUGCAGCGGUUGGGAUGAUGGUUUCCUUUUACAGCUUUCUAGACGAAGUGAAGGAUCUCAAGCUCGAUGACUCCACAAGUAAACUCCACGAUCUCAGCGUUUCAUUUGCUGAAUUAGAGAAGAAUGGGUUCGACGUCGAAGCUCCUCAGGCAGUGAUCAGCAAAGUGCUGUCUCUCAAAGACGUGCGAGACAGGAAAGCCGAGGAGCAAAAACGUUAUGAGGAGGACAUUGGAGAGGAAGAGAGUGCAAGUCUCGAGUUAAAAGAAGUGAGGGCUGAGCGGAGACUCGAAAUCGGUGAGCUGCAACGCAAAAUCAGUGAGCUGGAGAGACAAGAUGCAGUUGGGAAACAGAAGGAGGAAGCAGCAGAGGAAAAGAUAGCUGACAUGAAGGCACAUGUGGGAAUGAUACGCCAAGAGAUUGAAGAUGUGGAGGUUGAGUUUCAGAAAACUAUAUCAGCUCCAUGGUAGGUAACAAGAGUUAUAAUAUAACCUCUCCCUCCCUAUUUUGGUAAAUGAAACGAGUAGAUGAAGUUGGUGAAAAGACAUGUCUGAGAUUGUUGGCUACCUCUUAUGGAAUGGUUUGUGUUUUAAAUUUUUUUAAGCUAACCACCCUUUUGUAGU